Tachysurus fulvidraco (yellow catfish) is the source of this 4522-nucleotide messenger RNA. It is a transcript of the gene smap2, whose product is annotated as small ArfGAP2. NCBI's taxonomy places the organism in Eukaryota, Metazoa, Chordata, Actinopteri, Siluriformes, Bagridae. The record is from RefSeq and is a predicted model, not a curated record. Bases 387 to 1661 code for a protein of 424 amino acids. Gene Ontology annotation, molecular function: GTPase activator activity. Gene Ontology annotation, biological process: regulation of clathrin-dependent endocytosis. The transcript has 10 exons.
GAUACGAAUAGCGACUCUUUCAAAGGAGGAAAGGACGCUGAAUUGAGUAGCUGUCGAUGUAGAUGUGUAUAGAUGUAGCGAUAAUAAUAAAAAUAAUAAUAAUAUUAAUAAAAAAACUAACACAGAAAGAGUAAAAUGUCGUGUUAAUGUUUAAAUAAGGAUUUUGUUCAUUAUUUUUAGACCGACUGAGGAGAAGUUGAGAAGCUAAUUGGCUAACAGCUCGCGCGCUCGACGGUUGGUGUUUAAAUCUCAUUUAAACGGCUCGAUUAUCAACGGCUUUUCACAGUUAUCUCUAAAACACGAGUCUGGUUGUGGAUAUUUGUGUCAGGAGACACCGAGUCUGAGGCGUUUUUUAAAGAGGUGAAGAGGUGUGUGAAGGUGUAGAAAUGACUGGGAAAUCAGUGAAAGAUGUUGACCGUUAUCAGGCGGUUCUGUCAUCACUGCUCGCCCUGGAGGAAAACAAGUUCUGCGCAGACUGUCGAGCUAAAGGUCCCAGAUGGGCAUCCUGGAAUCUUGGGAUCUUUAUCUGUAUCCGCUGUGCAGGAAUCCAUCGGAAUCUUGGCGUUCACAUAUCCCGGGUCAAAUCUGUUAACCUGGACCAAUGGACACAGGAGCAAAUUCUGUGUAUGCAGGAGAUGGGAAAUGCCAAGGCACGGCGCCUCUAUGAGGCCUUUUUGCCUGAGUGCUUCCAGCGUCCAGAGACAGACCAGUCAGCUGAGAUCUUCAUCCGAGACAAGUAUGAAAAAAAGAAAUAUAUGGACAAAUGUAUUGACAUCCAAACCUUCCGUAAAGAGAAGAGUGAGACAGUAACAAAAGAGCCACCUGUUGUUUUCGAGAAGAUGAAGCUGAAGAAAGAAGAGCCUCAGCAAUACAAGAGUAGUCCAAAGAAGCAUUCACAGUCAGUUAAUGACCUUUUAGGACUAGAUGCUCCUGUCCCGUCAGCUCCUGUAGCCAAUGGCAGUGCCAGUCCUGAGCAAAGUUUUGCGCUGGAUCUGUUCAGUUCCCUGCCUACAGCCACCUCACAUUCGGCUAGAAGCACACCUGGUUCCAGUUCUGUGUCCAGCUCUAUACCUAAAGGUCGGGCCGCAGCGUCAGUACCGGAGAACCUGAGCCUCUUUCUGGACCCGCCCAGCAAAAACGAAGAAAGCAGCAAAAAGCUGUCCAAAGACUCUAUCCUGUCAUUGUACAGCACUGUAACACCGCAGACCAACAUAGCCGCUAAUGCCGGCAUGUACAUGGGGGCAGCUCAAAUGGGUUAUGCACCUGCACCUGGCUAUGGGCAAUACCCAGCUCUGGCCACACAGCAAGGAAUGAUGGGAACCAUGAUGGCCCCUCAGGUGAACAUGCUGGGGCAGCCUGGUGUCAUGGCACCAACAGGAGUGGCCACUCCAUCUCUGUAUAUGACUGGUGUACAUGGGGGAGUGAUGGGAGUGCAGGGGGGCAUACAGGGGGGCAUGAUGGGAGGCGUUGGGGCGCUGCCACAGCAGGCGUACGCGGUGCAACAGACUCAGCAGCUACAGUGGAACAUCAGUCAGAUGUCUCACCAAGUGGCGGGAAUGAACCUUUAUGACCAGACCCGCGUGAUGGGGUACGGACAGCCCAUGGGAGGACCCUCAGCUCCCAGCACUAAUCAGACACUCGGCUCUCAUGUAUGGAAGUGAACACUUUUAUCAUGAAAGUAAAAGCCGACUAACAACGUGUGGGUUUGGGAGCAUCGCAAUAAACAGUUAAAGGAACAGAGGGAGGAUUUUACUUACUCUUCAUCUAACAUUCCUUCAACAGUGAAGAGGAAAUGUUAUUUUAGAGGAUCAAACUCAGGAGGAAGAGCUUCUACCUCCUGUGUCUUUCAUAGCCAUUAUUUAAUACUGAGGCCAGAAAUGAUGUGGUCCAGGAAUCCAGCAUCUCUGUCCUCUCUUUCAUAGCAGCUACACCCAAAACACUGCAGCGCCCCUGAGCUACACCUUAAACCCCAACCCAACAUCCUUCACUUCCUCAGACGUGUAGUAGCUGCAAAGAUUUGGUUGCAUGUAGGUUUUAGGAUUUGAAGCUCUUCUUGCGUGUUCUUUUAUUUCGCAGUCGUCUUUAUUCCACUUUCCUUAGUGGUACGCACUUAAUAAACCUGCAUGCACUGUUUGCUAAGCUACAUGUAUAAAAUGACAAGGAGAGACUAUAUAAUGCGUGAAGGUGUAUUUGCUAAGCAUAUAACUAAGUAAUGUGAUGCUGCUGUUUUUGGUCCAGGUGUUACUGUUGAUUUUCUUUUUUUUUUCUUUUUUAUUGUUGAUUAUUUAUUUUAUUUUUAGAUUUUUUUUUCCUGGCUGCUUUGGAGCUCGAAGUCUGUAUUAGCUGGAUUUUAUGUAUCUUUUCUCUUUGUGUGAUCUAGGGUACUGUGAUGGAGCUGUAGUUCCGCUACUCUCCUUCUUCCCACUCAGGAGGGAAAUGUAAGAGAAAUCAAAGCCAAAGAAUGCAGAAUUAUCCAUUUCGCUAAAAAGUUUAUAACAGAUUUUGAUGCUUGUAAGAACGUGGUUUUUUUUUGUUUGUUUUUUUUUGGUGAAAAGCUAUUGAUUAGUUCUUUGGUCCAUAAAUGUAUAUCUGAUGUGUGUAUGUGAACCCUUCAAGCACUCGAUGCCACAUUUGAUUGUAUAAACAGAGCACUAUUUUUCCCUUCACUGAAUACAGGGUGCUCUCUAACUGAUGAGGGCCAGAUUUAAUGUAACUAAACAGCAGGGUUUUUAAUUGUUUAAAACAUACCUCUCGCCUUCAGUCUGUACAGAGACCAGAUGAAUGUUUUUCGCUCAACACUCGCACCCUGUGCUUCAGACAGCAGAUUUCACACUGUUGUUUCAGGUGGCUUGGAUCCAGGCUGAAUUUACACGGCCUUACUUUAACGAAGAACGCAAACCUCUGGAGCACAGAUAUUGACUGUAAGGCUCAUGAACACGUGACACACAGAAUUCACAGCUUCUCUGAUUGUGUACGAGACGUGAUCACGUAUAGACAGACAUCUGCUUUGCUGUUGCAUGUUUUGCUGAUACAGAUUUGCAGGAACGUAAAUGUGGUACGGGACUUUUUAUCGGAUUGGGCAAUAUUCCUUAAUAGCUUCCACUGUGCUACACAAAGCAAAAAAAAAAACUUUUUAAGGUUCGGACAUUGUUACAGAACACAUCAGGCUCAUGCUGUCAUUCUUUUUAGUUGAGAACACAUAUCUCUGUGGCUGAUGCUGUGUAAUACUGAAUGCUAUGAGCGUUCAUUUUAUUUCUACAUCUAAAUGUGAAACAUUAUAUCUAUAUGCAUUCCAUGCUAUCAUUUUGUCCAAACAUCUUGAAUAUAUUACCUCCUCAUAAUCAGCUAGACAUUGUUAAAUAAAAAAUCCAUUAGAGAGAUUUGCAUAAUUAAUCUGUAUAUAAUCUUCGGUGGCUUCCAUGAACGAUUAAAUAUUGAAAUUCUGAGUUAACUUGGUCAAAUUUUCACUUUGCUUACAGGUUGUCUACAUUACCAAUAGUGAGCUCACUACCUAAAAAGAGCAGUGCGGCAGCGCUUUAGUCCUUUAUACCAUCCAGCGCUCUCACUUCCUCACCUGCAGAAACACCUAAACAGAUGUGUCUUAUAGCUGCAUUCCGUUUUUGGGUACAACUUUUACUGUCCUCCACUGUCAUGUUUGCUUUCUCAUUAAUAUUACAUUGAUUUUUGCUAGAAAAUGCAACAGCUGACCUCAUAACUAAUAAUGCAUUACGCCAAUCAGCGCAAACAGCAGAAUGUCUCAACUCAAGUAUAUUAAUGAAAAAAUAUUUUGUUUGAGUGUUUUAGGAUGGAGUUUAUCCUUUAAGUCAAUUUGUUGAAGAAGCAUGCAUGUCUGGCUGAAUAAUCCAACAUUUUGUCUAAUAAAGUUACUAGGAGAAAAACUAGAUUGGUCAUUAAAAUGAUACAAGCAAAGUCCAUUGCUACAAAACUCAAUACUGAAACUGUUCAGUUGUUCGACUUGUAUCAUUGUGUUGCGGUUGUCUGUUUAGCACUGGAGACAAAACGCUAUCUCGAAAAAUAAAGCGCUGUCAGUGUUACUGUUGCAUUGAGUAAGCUGAAUAUUAUUAACAUGCACAUACCUGCAACACACAUCAUGGCUUUUCUCAUUUACCUAAAAUAACCUUAAAGAAUUUUGUUUAUGGCAACAAAAAAAGUUCUAUCAUUUUGAUAUAUCCGUCUUAAAGCUUUACGAGCAGUGCAUGUGGCCUCAUGGCUGAGUUGGACAGAAUCAAUCUGAGGUAUGUCAUUUUCUUUAGUGUUCUGGUGCUAAUGUUUGUCUUGACUGUAAGGGCCGAGGAUUUUCGACUUCUCUGAACUUUCAGUACCAGAGUGAAGCAAAGUUUAAUCAAGGUUCAGUAUUGUGGAUGCAUAUGUUUGUGGAUAACUGAAUGUUUAAUGCUUAAUCAUGUCUGCUUCCUUUUGAUAUGUUUUAGACUUUUCGAAAUCUGUAUAUUAUGAACGCUGAAUUAAAUAAUAACAAUAAAGAAUUGUAUUUUAUCCUGCA